GCACGGGAGACCGCAGGUUGUCAUGGCCGCUUUCGGGUCUUGGCGGGCUCCCGCCUCUCUUCCCCAUUGGCCGCGUCGGCGAGCGGGGAGGGACGUUUCGGGCACGGCUGGCGGGAGCGGGAGGGCGCCGUCCCCUUCCCCUCCCCCCGCCAUCUUGAGAGAUGAUCCUAUGAAUUUCAAAAUGACACAGAAAAUGAAUGCAGCAAAAUCAUCAGGAUCUUUGCAGAAGUACCUCACAGACACAGCAUGCAGUGCUGCCCCGAGACGGACUCUUAAAAUGAUUCAGCCUUCAGCAACAGGUUGCCUGGUGGGCAGAUGUAAUGAGAAGAAAUCUUCAGUCAAAAGGAAACUCUGGAAUAACAAGUUUACCUCAAAGGCUUGUAAAGCUGAGGUGUCUGUGGACAAAGAGCAAGACAAUGAGAAUAUGAAUAAUGACAUUCAAGCUGUAGAUCUCAUGAUAAAAGGAAGUCCUUCAUCUCAGUAUUGGAAAGAAGUGGCUGAAGAAAGGAGGAAGGCUCUGUAUGAAGUGCUUCAAGAAAAUGAAAAGCUGCACAAAGAAAUCGAACAGAAAGAUGGUGAAAUUGCUCGCCUGAAAGAAGAAAACGAGGAGUUAAUGUCCCUUGCUGAACAUGUGCAUUACAUGACCAACAUGAUUGAGAGGCUAACUGGGCAAGCACCUGACAAUUUUGAGAUGAUGCAGAGUCUGGCUAUAGAGGAGUCCAAAAAAGAAAAUGAAGAGCUUAACUGUGAACUUGAUGCAGAGAGCAACUCUGAAGAAGGGCCAUCACAAGUAUCAGGUGGCUUAAGGGGGAGUAUGUCAGUUCUUGCUUCAAAGGAAGGAAAUAAUUUGCAGCUGGAAUGACAAAUAGGAUUAUGUGGUUUUUAAUUGCAGGCUUCCUUUUGAAAGGAUAUACUGAAACUUCUCAGGCAUAGAAACUUGUGGAAGCAUUGCAUUACAGGUGUUGGUUUUUAACUGGAGUUAUGUAGCAGUGGGAGUAUCUGGAUACUGUGUAGAAAACUUACUACAGGCUGCACUUAGUUGCUUGUAUAAAUGCAAAUACUGUGUAUUUCAAACAGUUGUGUAAAUAUCUUAUCAGUUGGUCUGAUAUGAUACAUGAAAAUUGAUAAAUAAAUCUUUGCCAUACCAAAACUGCCUCAUAAUGGUGUGGGGAAUGGCUAGUUUUAGAUUUAAGAAAAUUUUGGCUACUGUAGAUAGAAGCUUUCAGUGUUUUUAGGGAGUACCUGGGCAGAUUUAACUCCUUAAAUUUGCAGAAUUUUUGAACAGUGUGGUUUUAGUGGAUAGGGAAAGCAAAAUAAAGCUUGUGUGCUCUUGGUGAGGCUUCAGAAAAUCAAGAAAGGGUAAUUAGUCAAGAUCUUGUCAAAGUUUAGUUAGAUCUAUGCUUUUUAGGCUUGUUUAAUUGCCUCUGUCUUUUAAAGGGAGCAUUUUCAAGAUGUACAGAUGAGAGCUGAAGUAGAAAGUGUUAGACAGUAUCUUUUAGAAAUACAUUUAUUGGCUUAUAAAGAAAAGGUGGGGUGUUCUUGCUCCAAAUAACAGCAGCCUACACCUACUUCGGAGCUAUUCAGAAAGGAAACUCUACGUUUUCAAAGUACUGCACUGGUAUACCAAGAAAUGAGGCACCUUUUUAGCAAGGUAGUAAUGUUCUGAAGGGUUUGCAGGGAUAAAAAGCAUUCUUUAAAACUUUGAGCACCUGUUCUGACAUAGGGGGCAGGGCAGGAGGAGUGCUUGCAGUUGAAGGCACUGAGGUAGAAGGGGAAAGCAAGUUGAAUACAGGAUUUCCAGUCCUGAGUGAACUUUGCAAUUGUUCUGCAAGUAACAAGGCCUUCCAAGGACAGGCUUUAAAAGAUGGUGGCUGGCUGUUGCAAUAGCCUGUGAAGAGCUUGAAGUUGAGUGGCUUUCAGGAGGCAGAUACUGAGAGGGGUUUUGGUCUAUGGAUCUAUUGGGCCUUGCCAAAACAGGCAUUUCAGGGUAUACAUGAACAUAUCUGUGGAGCUAUUGAUUUGGCACCUUUAAGAUUCCUUCCAUAUCUUAACUCCCUUCCUGUGGGUCUGAGUAAGUUAAUAGAUGUUUCACAACUGGUUUCAGUUGUUGAUACUUGGGGAAACUUAGAACCAUUGCAGGAGGUAAUACUCCUUCUGUCUUGUUAUUUCACCUUGAAUUUGGGAAGCACAGGUGAAGCAUUAUGCUUUCCUGGGGGCUUUGUAAACAAGGAUUAUAGCUUCCAGUUUGUGCUCUAGAGGGUGUCUAGAUUCAAUUCUUUCCAUCACAGUGCAGAACUAGUGACAAAGGUGUGUCCUUUAAUGUUGAUAUGUUAAAAAAUAAACUGGGUAACUGCUUUGUAGAGUAACCUUGGCUUUCUGUUCAGAAGAAAUAGAUAAUACUGUCAAGUGACUUAAAAGUGCACUGCAUCAAGACUGUUAUAAAAGUUAAAUUUUGUUUAUUUACUACUGAGAACUAUGAUAAGAAAAUUGCUUAGAAUCUGAGAUAGAAGACAUCGUAGUUACUCAUAGUUAAGUAAUUUUUCAGAAGUGGCUUUUUUUUAAACAUAAGGAAUAUUUUGCAUUUGUAGAGGCUGUAGAAGGGAAGAAAGCUGCUGCAUAAUUAGGUGGCCAGGUAGGCUGAUCCAACUGGGUCAGCAAGUGCAACUUCUCCAUGGUUUUGCCUCCUGCUCUGAACUGCUGUAAUACAGGUGCUGCAGUUAGAAUAAAACUGCCAGGAAGUAACAAAUCCUGAAUUUUUAUGCAUUACUUGCAUCUGGCUUUUCCUUAAUCUCACCAAGAUGGUAAAGAAUGCUUAUAAGAUUUAAAUCUUGUGCUUUUUCUUGAUUUUUAUUUAAAUAAAGACAAGAUGCUUCCUUGAGUAGCUGGAUCCUGUGUAUGUAUACAGAAUAAAUCAUGUAAGUUCCUUCAUGGAGGCAGAUUGGGUAUAUUGUAACAGAACAACUUUUUAUCAAGGCAUAUGCCACUUGGGUGCAUGUAUACAUGCUACUGAACUGUUCAAACCAAGGCUACUAUGGUUUUAUUUCUUAGUUCAUUAUAUAAAUGCUUGAAAAAACAUACUGCAGGAGAAGACCAGAAGUGAGAGUUGAAUUGUGGCAGUGCAUGUUGUGGGUUUUAUACCUGUAUCUCCAUCACAUAUGUAUUGGUCCUUGAUCAAACAAUCUCCCUACACCUUCUUAGAAAUAUUAAUGCAUGAAAGUGUCAGAAUUUUUAUGAUGUGGCAUUAAUUAUUUAAAAAUCUUCUAAAGAGUUCAAGUUUCAGUUACUGUCCUGGAAAUUCCUGAGUUCUUUUAAAAAUGUGCAUGUACUAGAACUAUGUUACAUAGUAAGUCUAGAAACUUUGUAUGCAUGUGUGAAAGGCCUGUCAAAUGUGUAGAAAUUGUACACAUUUGUGUAAUUAGUUCUUUUACAACCAUCUGACCUUUUAAUUUUGUUUAAUAAGAGGAAACUCAUUUACCACUGAAACGCAGCUAUAUAACAGCUGAAAUUCAACAUAGCUAAAGACAAAGGAAUUUCAUAUCCAGCUAAAUUACAGAAAGCGUUCUGUCUAGCAGAAUAAAAUUAUCAGUUCUGGAACCUAACUGCAGAAUAUGAUUCUUUCCAAGAAGUCAUAAAUGCUUUUGUGUACCAAGUUGACCAGCAUGCUGACUCCCUUUUGUUGCAGAGGCUAUGGCCACAGUGUCAUCUUUCACUGAAGUAUCCAAAGGCUUCUCAGAAGUGGGAUGCAUCUGCUGUGUCAUAGCACUUCUCCCAUAAUUGUCCUGAGAGGACACAUUUUACAGACAUGUAAGACUGAGGUGUGGAGAGACAGGCCAUUUGCAGGUGUCAGAUGUUUCAAGGAGGAGCAGCUGUGCAGGGAUGAGCAGAGGCAAGCAAACUGGGGUGUGUGUAUGGUUUGUGGGAGGAAGAACUUUUAAUCUGUUUAAUAAAAAUAGCAAUUUAGUGUAAACACCUAUUGUAUUUAAGACAAUGUGUGAAGUGAAUUAGGCCAUAAUAACUACUUGGCUGGGCGAUGAAACUGGCUUGGUGUUUGGCAUAGUGUUGCUUACAUGGGGGACCUACAGUGUUGUCAUGUGUUGCAGCCUGUGCAUAAGUAAUGAAGUUGGUCAUGGAUUCUUGCAAGGAAGUGUGAUGCAUGAUCAUUUACUUUUUUCCUUAAGGGCUAUCUGAGGUUAUUUUCUUUUCAGAACUGGAUUUGAGAUUUUGAGCAGGAAGUUUGCAAAUCUGCCAAGGCCAUGUGUUUCCUGUGCUGUUGUUUUUGAGACUGAAUUGCAUUAUCAUUGUUUUCUUCAGAAAAUGUUCAUUGUGUAUAGUUCAUUUCUGUUUCUAUUCCUGUAAUAACAGUAGUUCAGCAAAUGAUAAUGGUGUUCUGAGAAACUUUAAUUUGCUGCUGCUUUGUUGAUCUGCCAACAACUGCCUGUAACGAAAUGUGAUCGGCAGUGUUCAAGGUCAGACCCUUGGGUGUAAGGAUACCUCUGUCACAGCCUUGGGGGCACGGCAGCUGUUUGAAGGCAGGUGCUGUGCAUCCUUUAAUCAGGAUAAUUUCAUUGCAAAUCAGCAAAGCAGGGGUUUGUACUUAGUACAACUGCCAGACUGUAUAUCUUGACUCAUAAUUGCUGACUAAGCAUUCAAAAUUAACUGUAUAUAACAGACUGCAGUAUAGGGUAAAGCUACAGUAUAUACCUUUUCUGAAGGUGUGCUGGGUACAGGAGGAAUCUUAACGAUAGUGUGACACUCUGGGCAGCCUAACUUAAGCUGCUACUGUAGCUAGAGUAGUAUAGAGGUGCUAUGGGUUUCCAUCAAUGAGGCAGAAUGCAGGGAGACAAUAACAGCAUGGUGAGGUUAGUGAAAAACACUAUAGCUCAUGAAAAGCAUGAGGUAAAAGCCACCAACAAAACCAGCAGGCAAACCCCUUUCCCCAGCAUGCUUUUCCUGGUGAGGUCCCCAUCUUUCAGUCUGUACUUCUGAGUUAUUUUGGUACAAGAACUUUUUCCUAAUAUGCUUUUCUGGGGUGACCCAGACAUUUAAAUUGGUUUGAGUCAACCUGCUACAGCUGUAUGGAAAGUUUUGUAAUAACUGCCUGCUGGUUUCUUUGCUAGUUGGUAAGUGUCCAUCCUGUUACAUUCACUUCUAUGCAUCUGGUUUUUCCUAUUCCACAAAGCAGAGCUCUUGCAUUAAUGUGGUAGGAAAGCAAAUAAAAACAUGUAAGUUAUGAGACAAAUA
Molecule: messenger RNA, 5241 nt
Organism: Falco peregrinus (peregrine falcon)
Lineage: Eukaryota; Metazoa; Chordata; Aves; Falconiformes; Falconidae
Gene: GMNN
Product: geminin DNA replication inhibitor
Exons: 7
Coding region: 23-862 (279 amino acids)
Biological process (GO): negative regulation of DNA replication; negative regulation of cell cycle
Cellular component (GO): nucleus
Source: RefSeq, a predicted model, not a curated record